Messenger RNA from Fonsecaea multimorphosa CBS 102226, 2520 nucleotides. RefSeq lists its product as uncharacterized. Gene Ontology annotation, molecular function: protein binding. NCBI's taxonomy places the organism in Eukaryota, Fungi, Ascomycota, Eurotiomycetes, Chaetothyriales, Herpotrichiellaceae. The record is from RefSeq and is a predicted model, not a curated record. Bases 1 to 2520 code for a protein of 839 amino acids. The transcript is spliced from 3 exons.
AUGACUGACCCGUUCUCGCUCAUCACUGGGGUGGCUGGCCUUCUUUCCCUGGCCGGCACCGUCAUCAGCCAAUGCUACUGUUACGGCUGUGCGGUGGCUGAGGCCCCGGAUGAAGCAAGGCGGCUAGUGUCUGAAGUCACCAGCCUGAAUGGCAUCUUGUUGGGUGUCCAAGGACUGGCCACGCAGAUGGAUCUGCCAGUAUACCAGUUGGAGUCGUCAUUGAAAAAUUGCAAGGUUGUGCUGGACACUGUGUCCACGAAGCUGCAUAAGUUCUCUCCGAAUUCAAGCAAAUCGCCAGGAAAACGUGCAAUCAGUCGCCUUCUUUGGCCACUUCGCAAGAAUGAGACAGAGGAACUCGUCUCGGCCGUCGAGAGACAUAAAAACUCCUUGUCCCUCUCCUUGAGCUCUCUUUCAGUGGCAAACAGGGAGGCACUGAUGAGCCAGAGUGCCACUUUGGAAACCGUCUCAGAAACUCUGACCGAGAUCAAAUACAAGAAUGCUGAGCAGGAACGAAGAGACAUUUUACACUGGCUGUGUGAGCAUAAUUACGAGGCUCAGUUCCAGCGAGCACAUCAGCUCCAUUGCAAGAACACGUGCAACUGGCUCCUCCACGACCCUGCAUUCCUCGACUGGUCAAAUGCCAGAUCCUCUCUGCUCUGGAUGCAUGGCCAAGGAGGUUCAGGGAAGACUAUAGCCACGAGCUACUUGAUCCACCAUCUCUUGGACAUAAAACCAGACGACUCUCUAUUGGCCUAUUUCUACUAUGAUGCCAGCACGAUUGAAAGUCUGACACCACAAACCUUCUUUGGCGCCGUUGUCAAACAGUUCUGUUCGGAACUGCCACAACUGCCUGCCCAUAUUAUUGAUGCAUACAGACGAGCUUCAAGUCGUCUAGGCAGCCCGAGCCAACCAAGUCUAAUGGAGUUGAAGACCUUCCUGCAGCAGCUGCUAGAAAGCACCAAUUCGGCAACAGUUGUUGUUGACGGCUUGGACGAGUCUCCUGACUACUCGAUGGUGGGUGACUUUCUGACCUCAAUCGUGCGAUCUGGAAAAUACGCGCUGCGCGUGUUUGUUAGCAGUCGACCAGAGGUGGACUUGCGUCGAUAUCUCGUCGAAUUUCCAAACAUCCCUGUUCCUGAAGAAGCGAUUGAACAAGAUAUCAGUGUGUAUAUCAAGAUGAGAAUCUGUAGUGAUCCACGGCUUCGACGAAUGAGCGAGAAUAUGAAGGCUUUUGUGGAGAGGACACUGCGAACAGAUGCUAACGGGAUGUUUCGCUGGGUACAGUGCCAACUAGACGAAAUUUCCAGGCUGAGGACCGAUGCUGCUCUGAAGCGAGCGCUAACUCAGCUCCCUCCCAGCAUUGAGGGCUCAUAUUUGCGCAUCAUCGACAGCAUUGCUCGGGAGGACAUCCCUUUUGCAACGCGGACGCUGUUGUGGCUUGCUCAUGCUUCUACACCACUCACCUUGCCCGAACUUGCUGAAGCUGUGGUUCUUGAGCCAGACUUUGAUGAACUAGAUCCUGACUCGAAGCUCAAUGAUCCAAAUGACGUCCUCGAAAUCUGCCGCAGCUUGAUCGCCUUUCAUCCAAUUUCACAGACCGCUCGUCUUGCCCAUCAUUCGGUCCGGGAGUUCCUCACGGGCCGGCUUGAUUCAUCUUCUGAGUUCUAUAUUCCCGCGCAGGCAUCGCACCGCACCAUAGCCGAGGUAUGCAUCCGUUAUAUGCUUCUGGAGGACUUUUCGGCUGGUCCAUUGUUCAAGGCAGAUUUUAUGUGGACACUCUCCGAGUUCCCUCUUCUCCGCUACGCGGCUCAAAACUGGCCGUUCCACGUGCAGAUGUCGGGCGCAGAGACCGACUUACUUCCUCUCAUCCGGAGAUUGAUGACCACACGCUCAAAUCCCAAGUUUCUCUUUUGGCUCCAGGUCGUUCUCUUUGAUUCGUGGCAUGGCUUUGUCCACCCGGACACGGAUCUUCAGAGUGCUCGGCCGCUCUAUUACGCCGCGUCUUACGGCCUGACAGAGACCGUGAGGAGUCUGGCCACAGAGGGCGCCGACCUGGAUGAACGAGCCGGCAGAUACGGCGGUACGGCACUGCAUGCUGCCGUAUGGCGAAAGAAGCCGGAAAUUAUCGACAUUCUCCUCGAUGCCGGGGCCGACCCAAGCAUCAAGGACUACAACGGAGCCACUCCAGCAGAGCUCUCGCUUUUCAGCGGGAAUAAGCGUUACAACCGCCUUCACGUCGAGAAGCGCAGCAAGGGUCAGUUGGCGCCUUUCGAUGAGAGCGUCGUUCGACUACGAGAAAAGGAGCUCGCCGUGCCGAUGUCUGGCGAGUUUGAGCUUGACCAGGAGAAGAAGAACGAUCAGAAACCAGCCAAAAGAUCACUACGAGUGGUCAACGCGACACAUGACGAUGCAUCUCUGGAGCCAUCUAACGAGAAGCAAUCAGUCAACCACGACCCGACGGGGUUUUCUUGGUCAAAUUUUCCCACCCUGACUGUCCGGCUCUCCGAGGAAGGCAGUUGA